GAUUUUUCCGGCGGCUAUUUUGAGUGCUCUUCGAGUGCAUUCAAAAUUCAGGCAUCUUUCACAUAAAUGGAUUACUCAAGUGAUCCACUGACAGAUUGUCAGUCUCAAAUGUUAUCGUUCUGGGAUCUUAUACGUGUUGAAAUAGAUGGCCUAAAAUGUGACCAUGCCGCUUUCAAAACCCAGGACUUACCACUGGCUCGUAUCAAAAAGAUUAUGAAGUUGGAUGAUGAUAUCAAAUGUAUGAAUAAUUUUAAAUCAGUUUUCUGGUGGGAUUUAAGGAAUAUCAAACGAGUGUUCAAAAAAACCCACAAAGUACAAGCUUGGGUGAACAGAUGUUAUUCGGACUGAAAACGAGAAAAUAAAGAAAUGUUUCGUAGCCUUAUAUAUAAGCUCUCAGUUGACGAUUAAUGUCCAUAAGUAUGGCAUGUACUCUACAGCUUCUAAACCUAAUUUAAUUCUCUAUGACUGGCAGGAGCCUGUACCCUUACUCACUUUUGGUAGUGAGCAGUUACAAGGUAGUCAAGAAGUUCGUGUAUCUAAGUGGCUUUGGGUGUACUAGUGGUGAGGUGAGUGAUAAGAUUAACUCGCCCAUAGUAAAGGUGAGAGCUGCUUAGGCCAUCUUUGACGCCUUCGUAGUGUUAGUCUGGCUGUUCAAGAUCCAGUUUACAACUCUUCAGUGGGGGCAGUUUUGCUCUAUGUUUGCGAAAUCUGCCCUCUAUGAGCUUAGAAAGUUAGAUAGCUCUGUGUUCGACCAUUGUUAUCUUUAACACAUCUACAGAAACCUAACUUUAUUGAUCUACUGAUUUUAAUUAGAGGAAAACUUUUCAGUCUCUUACAAAUUAAAUAUUUGUACAUUGAUUGUCUACAUUAUUACCGUCCACAUAAAUUUCCAUAUUAUUGAAUAGUUCCCGUCUAUAUAAGUCAACUUUUCUGUUUGCAAGUAAUCUACCUCUACUCUAAAUAAAUUUAAAUUCAUCUUGACAAUUGACAGUCAUCUCGCAUGACAAAACUUCAUUUGUAAAAUGCGAACUUAUAAACUUUCUUCUAUAGUGGUUUUUGUAUCACUGCUAUCGUAAGAUUAAAUAUUUAAAAAUCCAUAAAACUAUAAAUACUUUUCUAAAUGAAGUGCUCCAGUUAAUUAAAUAUGUGAUAUUUUUCUAUCUUAGUCGGAGAUUUUUUUAUGUUAAUUCUACUCAUAACAGGUCAUCUCCAUUUGUAAAUAUCAUGUUCAACCUACAUAAAUUUACUGCAAAAUAAGAUAAAGUUUUUUUUAACGACCUAGCACUUGGUAAAUUAUUUCAAUAUAAUUUUAGAAAUAUUCAUUUUUUGAGUAUUAAGAGUUUUCUGAAUAUCCUUGUACAUUUUACUUAUAAGAUGAUAAGCGCCGAAGCACCCAUAUUGUUCGCAAAAGCCGCUGAGCUUUUUAUACGAGAACUAACGUUGAGGGCAUGGAUUCAUACAGAACGUAAUCGUCGGCGUACUCUUCAAAGAAAUGAUAUAGCAAUGGCAGUCAGUGAUGGAGACACAGAUCAAUUUGAUUUUCUUAUUGAUAUUGUACCACGUGAAGAAGCAAGAGGACAUCGUCGGCCAACGCAAACAACCUCAGGUUCAAAUGCUAAUGGGAAUUCAACGAAUAUCAAGUCAGAAAAUCCUUCACAUAGAAAUAAUUUUCUCACAAAUACAAAUGAUACUCACACAUUAUCUCUGGGACAAAACUCUGGUCAAAUGGUUGUUUCCGGUUUGUCCAAUGAUGUUACAGGAUCUUCAACCCAACCACAAACAGUAACUGUUGCUCUGGCAUCUGCGGCCCUUGCCGGAGCAACAUCUGUUAAUUCAGCCAUUCCAUGUCAAACAUUAGUUCAACAAAAUCAACCUACAGCUGUUCAUUUUACGACGAUCUCUUCUGGGAGUGGUCUAGCCAUCGCCCAGUCUUCAGCUAAUUCUGGGUCAACUGUAAUAGCAGCUUCAGCACCCAAUGCCACCACAGCCGCUACCACCGCAGCUCCUUUGCAAUAUGUUCUUCAGCUUCCGGUUGGCACAGCUGGAACAUCAGCUGGUCAGCCAUUUCAAAUACAAGUCCUUCCCCAACAUUUCCAGGCUGCUAACACUGACGCUGUAUCUGCCGGUCAAGCUGGUGCUAUCCUUGCCGAUGGAAAUACACUUCCGUUAGUUCAAGUUGUUUCUCAACCCGGUGGCAUAGCAGUUCCAAUCAUUCAAGAGGCUGGUGGCAGUCGAACUCAAAUUUUACAGCUCCAGAUGCCAGAAUCAACUGCUGGUCAACGACCGACCUUGUUUCUACAGCAAGCCGGUGCUCUGCUAGGGACUCACAUGGGUGCAGUAAUUGCCAGUGUAGAUGGUCAUUCUCAACAAAUUAUGUACAGUUUACAAGCACAACCCCUGGUUUCUUCAAACUCUUCAUCAAGAGCCCAAGUUCUUCUUUCAUUGGAUGAGGCAUCUGAAUGUAUCUCAUCUAUUGCAGAUUCAAACUGUAUAACAUCUAAUAACAGUAUUCAUGCUGGUACUGCUCAGUUAUUAGACGAAGCAGCUAGUGAGUUAGAUAUUGCAUCAUCUGUUGCUGUGCCACAUUCAGUAAGUACUGAAAUACUUGGACCUAAAGAUUACACUCCUCAUUCUACGGAGCUUGAUCACAAGCCAGUUAUAAACUCCGGUAGUGUCAUGAUUACUGAUGACCUUGUAGGUCUAACAGAAGGUCAAGCGGUCGAGAUUCACACCGUAGAGUCAAAUAACAGAGAGUGCUUGGAGUCUGGAGUUGACAGUAGUAAUCCGCACCCAACCGUUAUUACAGAUGAUGAUGAAACCGUUUGAAACCAAUACUUUAUCAUAUUCUUAAUGUUGUCCAGUUUUUAUUCUUUUCUUCAAGAUACAUGUAUGUAUAUAUGUAUACCACUACAGAACAAAUUUCGUCCUGUUAACAUAACUCGCCUAUAACAUGUUUCUUCAAUGUUUUAUUUGCUCACAGCUAUGCUAUGUAUUAAAAAUGUGUGUUAAUAAAGUGAAGACCGCUAUAUUCUUCGAAUCGUGUGAAUAACUAUGCCGAACACUAAAUAUUAUAAUACUUCUAUAUAUACCUUUCAGUCUAAUUGUUUAUAUGAGAUUUUAAUGUUUGCAUAUUUAAAAAGGUUUACUCC
This is a messenger RNA of Schistosoma spindalis, 3149 nucleotides long. Lineage: Eukaryota; Metazoa; Platyhelminthes; Trematoda; Strigeidida; Schistosomatidae. The record is from the annotation of a GenBank genome assembly.